Messenger RNA from Gossypium raimondii (Peruvian cotton), 799 nucleotides. RefSeq lists its product as uncharacterized. The coding region runs from base 78 to 605 and encodes 175 amino acids. The record is from RefSeq and is a predicted model, not a curated record. Lineage: Eukaryota; Viridiplantae; Streptophyta; Magnoliopsida; Malvales; Malvaceae. Gene Ontology annotation, cellular component: oligosaccharyltransferase complex. The transcript has a single exon.
UUUUUGGGUUGUAUCAUUCCAAAUAUCAUCAAACCCUUAAGUAAGAGCACAGAUAGGAAAGGACUGAAAAAACAGGAAUGGCUCCGAAAGCAGAUACCCAAUCCGCCGGCGCUGUCGCCGCAGCUGACGCAUCCUCUCAAUUCUCAAUGGACCCAGUAUUCCAUGUCUUGAAAGUCGUCCCCUACUCUUUCCUUCGCCCUCCGCGCCUCCGCCUCAAGAUCCCCUCCGUCUCCCUUCCUUCCGCCAUGACCGUCUUUUCUCUCGUCCUCCUCACUUACUUCAUGGUGGUCUCCGGCUUCGUCUACGACGUCAUCGUGGAGCCCCCUGGCAUUGGCUCUACCCAAGACCCUGCCACUGGCGCCGUCCGACCUGUUGUUUUCCUUCCAGGCCGAGUCAAUGGUCAGUACAUCAUAGAAGGACUCUCCUCUGGGUUUAUGUUUGUGCUUGGUGGCAUUGGGAUUGUCCUCUUGGAUCUUGCCCUUGAUAAAAACAGGGCAAGGAGUGUCAAGGUUUCCUACGCCAUUGCAGGAAUCUCCUCCGUUGUUAUUGCCUAUGUCAUGACUACGCUCUUUAUUCGCAUCAAGAUCCCUGGUUAUCUCAGGUGAAGAUAAUAAUUCCUUAGCUAUUACUUAUCUUCACUUUAGUUGAGCAAUUUUCCUUUGCUUUCUUUGGGUCUUCUUUAUUGAAGAACCUGAAUCUGGUGGUUUAAAGUUUUCAUUUGCCAUUGAUUUACGGAUUUGAGAUUUGAAGCUUGUGAUGGUAAUUCGAUUCGAUUAAUGGAUUAACAAGUUGAACAUAA